AUGUUACUCAAGAAGCUGAUGGUUAGCCUGGUGAAGAAACCAAAGGUCGAUUUACUUGAAAUUGCAGCUGCCUUGGGCAGUGGGAGGUGCAAGAGGGAGCUAUAUAUUCCCAUCUCAGCGCUCACCGCGCAGACCCUGACAGGCGCCCCGCCCACCUCUGCCUCCUCCAGGAUCACAGACCGAACAGUCCAAAGCCCUCAGCGAGCAGGCGCACGGUUCCGGGUUCACACAGGCCUGAGGUGCGCUGAAAAUCCAGAAAAUCAUCAGUUUCAAAAGCUUCUGACUGAAUUAAACAAACCCACCGACGCCUAUGAGCUGAGCGUCGCCAACAGGUUCUAUGGCGGAAAGGAGUUUCCCUUCCUUCAGGAAUACAUGGAUAAUGUGAAGAAGUUGUACCUAGCCAGUGUGGAAUCUGCUGAUUUUGCGAAUGCUCCAGAAGAAAGUCGACAGAUGAUUAAUUCCUGGGUGGAAAAACAAACUAAUGAAAAAAUCAAGGAUCUAUUUCCCAAAGAUUCUCUUGACAGCUCCACCGCUCUAGUGCUGGUGAACGCAAUCUAUUUCAAAGGGCAGUGGCACCAGAAAUUUAAGGAAGAAAACACGGUGGAGGAAAAAUUUUGGCUGAACAAGGAUAGAAGCAAAUCUGUGCAGAUGAUGAAAGAAAGGAACACCUUCAAUUUCACCUCCCUGGAGGACAUGCAAGUCAAGAUCCUGGAAAUACCGUACAAAGGCACAGAGCUAAGCAUGAUGCUGCUGCUGCCCAAUGCAGUAGAUGGUCUGCAGAAGGUAAAGCCGUGCACCUCCAAGUCUUCCUACUGUUGCUUCCAUUCCUAGCUAUACAAACAAAAC
Messenger RNA from Vicugna pacos (alpaca), 846 nucleotides. The record is from RefSeq and is a predicted model, not a curated record. Lineage: Eukaryota; Metazoa; Chordata; Mammalia; Artiodactyla; Camelidae.